AACCCUGUACUAGACAUUCGCGCGCACCCGCUCGUAAUAUCGCGAACACAAAGUCAUUGGCUUGCACCAGUGGCUGCGGCCAAGUCAUAUAACCCACAGGGAGUGCUCUCAAACAUGGCACCCAUAAAACUAGCUAUCAUAGGCGGCGGGCCAUCUGCCUUCUAUGUAGCUUCUCGGCUACUCACAUUGUUGCCACACGCGAGCCCACAAGGAUCCAUGCUCAAGAUCCACAUGUAUGAUCGCCUAUGGGCGCCUCAUGGGCUGGUACGGUAUGGGGUUGCUCCAGACCAUCCAGAAGUGAAGAACUGUACCCAUAAGUUCGACGACGCUGCUGAGGACCCUCGAUUGCGAUUCUUUGGCAACGUCAACAUCGACACGCCUUCGCAGAACCCCGAUGCAGUGACACUCCCGUUGACCUCGCUUUUGCAACACUACACGCACUUGUUGUUCUCUACAGGAUGCACAGUGCCCGUCUUGCACUCCGCGUUGCCACCAUCAUCCUACUGCGUACCAGCACUUUCACUUGUUCACUGGUACACGCAGCACCCCUCGCGGCCCCCAACACCGCCUCUGGAAAACAUCUCGCACGUCACGCUCAUCGGGCAAGGCAACGUCUCUCUCGACAUCGCGCGCAUGCUCCUCACACCACCCUCCGAGCUGGCAAAGUACGACGUCCCGGCGCCCGUCCUCGACGUCCUCUCGCGGUCCGCAGUCGAGCACGUCUCCAUCGUCGGGCGGCGCGGUCUCUUCCAGGCAGCCUUCACCACCAAAGAGCUGCGCGAGAUGAUGAAUCUCACCGACGCGUCCAUGGCCCCGCUCGACCCCGCCGUGCUGCAGCCCAACGACGGCGCGGCGCUCACCCGCCAGCAGUCGCGCGUCCUCCAGCUCCUCCAAAAAGGCUCAAAGAACACGCCCGGGUCCACGCGCAAGACAUGGUCGCUCGACUUCUUCCGCUCGCCCACGGGGCUCACCCUCCCCGACGACCCUGCCUCCCCACCCGGUAGCAACACCCGCCCGCCCGCGCACCUCACCCUCGCGCACACGAUGCUCGACCCCUCCUCCCUCGCGGUGCCAACAGGCGCGACAUCCACCCUCCCGACCUCGCUCGUCGUCACCUCGCUCGGGCACCGCGCGGAGCCGAGCGCGCCGUGGUACGACCCCGCGCUCGGCCACCUGCGCACGCUCGGCGGGCGCGUGCUCGACGCGGGCGGGCGCACGGUCCGGCGCGUGUACGCGAGCGGGUGGGCCGCGACGGGCGCGCGCGGCGUGCUCGCGAGCACGAUGAUGGACGCGUACGCCGUCGCGGACACCAUCCUCCGCGAGGCGUUCCCUGGCGAGGACGUCCAGACCGUGCCUGUCGGCGACGUCGACGUCGGCGCCGGCGCGCGCAUGGAGGGGGCGGGUGUGCAGGCGGAGUUUGCGGAGGACGUGGUGCCGGCGAGAGUCGAGGGGGAGGGUCCCCCGCCGGAGGUGGAGAAGGCAUGGCGCGAGGGGAGGGUGACGGACUAUGCGGAUUGGAGGAGUAUCGAUUCAGAGGAGCUGAGGCGGGGGCGCGAAAAGGGUAAGGAGCGGGAACGGAUGACUUGGGAGGAGGCCCGGGAAUUCUUGGUCCCUCGAUGAUUGUGCUUGUCCUGCCUGAGGGUGGUACAAGGCUCUACUCCACUCGUGCAAAGCUCUAACAGUCUUUAUGCUGCAUGUCAG
Messenger RNA from Rhodofomes roseus, 1701 nucleotides. Its product is annotated as FAD/NAD-P-binding domain-containing protein. The record is from RefSeq and is a predicted model, not a curated record. Gene Ontology annotation, cellular component: mitochondrion. Lineage: Eukaryota; Fungi; Basidiomycota; Agaricomycetes; Polyporales; Fomitopsidaceae. Gene Ontology annotation, biological process: ubiquinone biosynthetic process. The coding region runs from base 115 to 1620 and encodes 501 amino acids. The transcript is spliced from 3 exons.